Gordionus sp. m RMFG-2023 is the source of this 720-nucleotide messenger RNA. RefSeq names its product small ribosomal subunit protein uS4-like. The transcript has 3 exons. NCBI's taxonomy places the organism in Eukaryota, Metazoa, Nematomorpha, Gordioida, Chordodea, Parachordodidae. The record is from RefSeq and is a predicted model, not a curated record. Gene Ontology annotation, molecular function: rRNA binding; structural constituent of ribosome. Gene Ontology annotation, cellular component: cytosolic small ribosomal subunit. The coding region runs from base 55 to 636 and encodes 193 amino acids. Gene Ontology annotation, biological process: translation; ribosomal small subunit biogenesis.
CUAGUGGACUUAAAAUAUAUUAUUACAUUAUGAUUUUCCGCUUGUUAUAGUAAGAUGCCUAGACUAAGAACGGUACACAGCAAAACUUAUGUAACACCUAGACGCCCAUUUGAGAAGGAAAGAUUAGAUCAAGAGUUAAAACUAAUUGGGGAAUUUGGUUUAAGGAAUAAACGCGAAGUAUGGAGAGUUAGAUAUACAUUGGCAAAAAUUCGAAAAGCAGCUCGAGAACUUUUGACUCUCGAAGAGAAGGACCCCAAAAGAUUGUUUGAAGGUAAUGCAUUACUCAGAAGAUUAGUUAGAAUUGGGGUAUUAGAUGAAUCUAAGAUGAAAUUGGAUUACGUUUUAGGUUUAAGGAUCGAGGAUUUUCUGGAGCGUAGAUUACAAACCCAAGUGUUCAAACUUGGGUUGGCUAAAAGCAUUCACCAUGCCCGUAUUUUAAUAAGGCACAAACAUAUCAGGGUUCGAAAACAAGUUGUAAAUAUUCCAUCCUUUAUAGUUAGAUUGGAUUCUCAAAAGCACAUAGAUUAUUCACUUAAAUCACCAUUUGGUGGUGGCAGACCUGGAAGAAUUAAGAGGAAAAAUAUGAAAAAAGCUACCACUGGAGGUAAAAAUGAAGAUGAUGAUGAUGAAGAGUAGAGAAGACGAAUAAUUAAAUAUAUAAAUGUAUUUAAAUUGUUUGCUUCUAUAUAAAUUAUUUUAUGAAUAAAGUAUGAAAAGUUA